AUGGACAAGCUAUUCCCACAUUCAGAGUACCCCGAGGACCAGGAGCACUCCAAAACGAUCCUGACUAUCCACGUCCUCCGCAGCGGCCUGGCUGCUAGCUCAAUCCUCUCCGUCCUAUCAGGAACAUUGACAACACUCUACAAAGAACCGUCUGCCCUCCUCUCCUCCCGGCAUGGCAAUCGGCUCCUCAUCCACGCCAGUCGCGGGAGUGUAGCUGGCUUCCUGCUCUCCGGAGUGAUGCUCACAACAACGAUGUGGGGGAAAGAAGACAUCGAGUGGCAGGACAGAGCCUGGCUGUUGCUGGGGAGUGAGGGACAGUGUGAAUUCGACAAGUGGCUUGCCGCUGGAGGAGUGCUUGGAGGCCUGGGAGCGAUGGCGCUCGGGAAGGGCAGAACCGCCGCCAGCGCAGCAGCGGCUAUCAAUAAGAAGCCCGCCGUCGUCGUGAAGCCGCUAGAGGCUAUAAUGGGCGGUAUAAGCCUGGGAACAGCAUCGGGGGCGGCUGGUUGCAUUGCAUGGAGAAUAGGGGUUCAUGGGUCAUUCUUCUAA
Messenger RNA from Trichophyton benhamiae CBS 112371, 546 nucleotides. RefSeq lists its product as uncharacterized. The coding region runs from base 1 to 546 and encodes 181 amino acids. The record is from RefSeq and is a predicted model, not a curated record. NCBI's taxonomy places the organism in Eukaryota, Fungi, Ascomycota, Eurotiomycetes, Onygenales, Arthrodermataceae. The transcript has a single exon.